Molecule: messenger RNA, 2499 nt
Organism: Nycticebus coucang (slow loris)
Lineage: Eukaryota; Metazoa; Chordata; Mammalia; Primates; Lorisidae
Gene: FRMD7
Product: FERM domain containing 7
Exons: 15
Coding region: 1-2499 (832 amino acids)
Cellular component (GO): cytoskeleton
Molecular function (GO): guanyl-nucleotide exchange factor activity
Source: RefSeq, a predicted model, not a curated record
AUGCUGUUCGUCAGUUACCCCCUUUGCAUCUGGACUCUGGAGCAUUAUGGCACAGUGAUGCUGGAUCCCUUCCAGGAGCUGCAGGGCAAAGACAACUUCUGUGGUGGACUCUUCCGGAUGUGUGUCAGUUCCGGGGCUUCUGUGAAAUUCACAACCCGUCAGAACAGCAUGGCUUCCCACCUACCCACAGCCCUGCUGAGCGACAUAGCACUCUCUAAAUGGAGUAAAGCUGAUUUUAGGAAUGAAGAGAAUUGGUGCAAUAUGAAGGGUAAUUCUGAGGGUGAGUCUUUCACACUCCAUCCAGCAACUCCAGCAAAGACCGUGAAUCAGAUGCAACCUGUUCAAGUCAUUGCCAGGCCCGAUGAAGCCUCAGGCAAACAAAAACUGGUUGCAUCUGACUAUAUCGGCAAAUGUCAAAAGUCAUCUGGAAGGGCACUGUUUAACCUGAGUUGCAGCCAUCUAAAUCUUGCAGAAAAGGAAUAUUUUGGAUUAGAAUUCUGCAGCCAUUCUGGAAAUAAUGUUUGGUUGGAACUUUUGAAGCCCAUAACAAAGCAAGCAAAAAAUCCUAAGGAGGUUGUUUUCAAAUUUAUGGUGAAAUUUUUCCCAGUGGACCCUGGACAUCUGCGUGAAGAACUCACAAGAUAUCUUUUUACUCUUCAAAUAAAGAAGGAUUUGGCUCUAGGAAGGCUUCCAUGCAGUGACAACUGUACAGCGUUGAUGGUAUCUCACAUCUUACAAUCCGAACUGGGAGACUUUCAUGAAGAAACAGAUAGGAAGCAUCUGGCGCAAACCUGGUACUUACCAAACCAAGACUGUUUAGAGAGUAAGAUCAUGCACUUUCAUCAGAAGCACAUUGGCAGGAGCCCAGCUGAAUCUGACAUUCUGCUACUGGACAUAGCAAGGAAGCUGGACAUGUAUGGCAUCAGGCCUCACCCUGCCAGCGAUGGUGAAGGGAUGCAGAUUCACCUGGCUGUUGCUCACAUGGGAGUAUUGGUGUUGCGGGGAAAUACAAAGAUUAAUACUUUCAAUUGGGCUAAAAUCCGCAAGUUGAGUUUUAAGAGAAAGCAUUUUCUUAUCAAACUCCAUGCCAACAUCUUGGUUCUGUGCAAGGACACCUUGGAGUUCACCAUGGCCAGUCGAGAUGCCUGCAAGGCUUUCUGGAAGACUUGUGUAGAGUACCAUGCUUUCUUCAGGCUUUCUGAAGAGCCCAAAUCAAAGCCUAAAACCCUACUCUGCAGCAAGGGUUCCAGUUUCCGCUACAGUGGAAGAACUCAAAGGCAGCUUUUGGAAUACGGGAAAAAAGGGAGGUUGAAGAGCUUGCCAUUUGAAAGGAAACAGUAUCCAUCUCAGUACCAUGAACGACAGUGCAGGUCCUCGCCAGACCUCCUCUCUGAUGUGUCAAAGCAAGUGGAAGAUUUGAGACUCUCUUAUGGUGGUGGGUACUACCGAAAUGUGAAUGGAGUGCAUGCAUCGGAGCCGGGACUAGACAGCAGGAGGAGGAACUCUGCAGUGGAGGUGACAUUUGCAGCUGAACUGGAGUAUUCCAAACCAGAGGCGGAUCCCACAUUUUUACAUCAGUCCCAAAGCAGUUCCUCUUUCCCUUUUAUUUAUAUAGACUCUGUCUUUAACACUGACCCCAAUCUUGACCCUGAUCCCAGAGAUUUCUUUGAGAGAAGUCCGCUAAGCUCCUUCCAAACAAGCUGUAAGUUUGAUGACAAUCAGAUGAGCACAUCUUCCUGCCUCACAAGCAAAGUGAGUCCAGCGAGGCAACUAACUUAUACAGAUGUGCCCUAUAUUCCUUGUACUAGUCAGCAGGUUGAUAUCAUGCCUCCCCAAGUCUUUUUUUAUGUGGACAAGCCACCUCAGGUGCCCAGACGAUCUCCAAUCUUGGCAGAGGAAAGAAUAAGGGCAGACAGCUGUAUAGAGUCCAUGGCAAUGAAGUCAGCCAAAAGAAGCCCAAGGAGUAUCAGAAUUAAGAGCUUUCAGCAAGACCUUCAAGAACUUCAAGAAGCAAUGGCCAGAACUAGUGGUAGAACCAACAUCAAUGUAGAUCUAGAAGAGGAAGACCCGAAUUUAGAAGAUACAUUUGAAUACAACAUUCCAGAGCAAAUCCCUAAAUGGUCCCAGAGCCAAUCAGACAUGAAAACUAUCCGUUUUCCUUUUGGGUCAGAAUUCAGACCUUUAGGGCCUUGUCCUGCUCUCAGUCGUAAGGCAGACCUGUUUACAUGUAUGUUUGCAGAGCAGGAGUUUCCAGCAGUUCUAACAGAUCAGAGUACAGCAGAAAGGAAUGUAGCUAGUGAAUCCAGUGAUUUGGAAGCAGAGAUUUUUAAACCAGACUACUAUUCUUUGUAUGGUAAAGGAAUAAAGUCACCCAUGGCCAGAAUCCGCUUGUCUUCUGGUAGUCUACAGCUAGAUGAAGAAGAUGAAGAUGUUUCUUUCAAACCAUCAGCUGCUGAAGACAGGACUUUGCUAAAAUCAUAUAAUAACUUUUUAGCUUAA